AUAUAGUACAUUACUAUCUAAUAUGUAAACCUAAUGGUUCUGGAGAUUAAAAAUUUCAUAUAAUUUGUCUUAUAUAAUGUUCUGUUAUUGAUUAAAUUGAAGUAUGUAUAUGUUUUUAAUGAUAAUGUGUCUUACAUGUGUCACACUGGCAAUUAAAUAAAGAUGUACUAGAUAUUAAGCUUAUUAAUUAAUAUAUGAAAAUGCUUUUUCUCAUAAUGUGAUGCCUUGUUGGCCAUGGUAAUUGUUGGUUUAGUAAAAUUUUAAAAGUACAUUUGUUCAUGAAUGCACAUUCAUUAUAUAUUGUUUUUUGUAAAAUAUUCAUAUUAUUUGUUUAAUUUUAUUGUUUCUAUGUAGACAUUUUUUUUCAUCAUAAUAAAAUAUGGAAAUUGACUGAAUUUAAUUCAAUUUUUUUUAAUCCAAUGUACAGUUCUAACCCUUAGUUCGUGAAGACUUCCAUAUGAUUAAAACAUUGAUUGGGUUAUGCGCUAAAUCUUACCAUUUAUGUAUCCUGUAUGAUGUAGACUAAAAAUAAGAAUAUGUAUUGUUUGCUGACAACAUAACAUUGCUUACAUAAUUAUUGGCAUAAUUAAACCACAGAUUUAAAUAGUUGCUGGUUGCAAUUACUAUUCUAUGUAUACAGUAUAAGUACCCUAGUCACAUCUUGUCAUUAUAUUUUUUAUAUUAAAUCGUGAUUUAUUUACUAUACAGAAAAAAAAAAUGGCUACAAUUAGUACAAGAGCGAAAUCACCACUCCGCUCUGAUGCAAUUCUUAAAGCUCUCCAGCGAGGGCCAGUUUAUGACACAGGAGUUCUUUUAGGUAACUGGGUAGAGGAUAGAAUAGAAUGUCCCAAACGCGGAACAUUUUAUUUUCCACCUAAAGAAGAGAUUGAUUACGAACAACUAAAGCCCGAAUCACGACAACCCGAUUUUCGUCUGAAUAAACUAAACAGCUUACAGGGCAACGUCCAUUCAAUAAUUCGACACGACAGUCACGAUUCGUGCGGCAACUACGCAACCACAACGGACUUGGUAUACAACCAUCUACCAAAGCCUUUGUGUGGACCACAACAGCGUUAUUACAAACGUAGUGCUCAUCAAUUCUAUCCUCAACCGGAUUUAUUUAAAUGUUUUGGAAAUGCAACUGAAUGGGGUCUAAGAAAAUAUCUACAACAUGAAUGGAAAUGUACCGAUGUGUCUGAUUACGCUUCCACGUUUUAUGAGGACACUUAUGUAGCCCCACAACCCCAUCAAUAUCUCCAGCGGUGCGAAAGGAGGGCACGCAAUUCGAGCUUUACAAAAGGUUUCCGUUUCAAGAUGACAAAACCCAAAAACGAAACAAAAAAGAAAUGAUAACAUCAAGAAUCAUUAACUUCAUUAUCAGCAAAAUUACUAGUCUUUACAUAUCACAUUUUGUUUAAAACACUCCGUGCACAUGAUUAACAACAGCUUUUGUAUUACGUCUUAAAUUUUGUAAUAAUUACGUAUAAAUUGUACGUAUAGAAAAAAAAUAUGAAAAUAAAACUUAUUCGACAUAAGUAUCACAAAAUCUACACUUUCAUAUUGAACUUUUCCGUCAGAAAUCCACUUAAGCAGAAAGUCUUUAAUAAAGCUCGUCGUCAGAAAACCAU
Messenger RNA from Pieris napi, 1628 nucleotides. RefSeq lists its product as uncharacterized. The coding region runs from base 718 to 1350 and encodes 210 amino acids. Lineage: Eukaryota; Metazoa; Arthropoda; Insecta; Lepidoptera; Pieridae. The transcript is spliced from 5 exons. The record is from RefSeq and is a predicted model, not a curated record.